Messenger RNA from Suillus subalutaceus, 2373 nucleotides. RefSeq lists its product as uncharacterized. NCBI's taxonomy places the organism in Eukaryota, Fungi, Basidiomycota, Agaricomycetes, Boletales, Suillaceae. The coding region runs from base 40 to 2373 and encodes 777 amino acids. The transcript has 13 exons. The record is from RefSeq and is a predicted model, not a curated record.
GCUACCCUCACACUCGAAACUAUACACAACAUUUACACAAUGUUACCUGCUAAAUACCAGCCUGUUUUGCAUGAUGAUGACUGCAACUUAUGGCAGAAGGAGCCAAUCAGACAGAAUUUCAAGAGCCUUGAAGAAAUACGCCUUUCAAGGAAGCAAGUUGAAUCUAUGCUUCAAGACACCAUCAGUGUGAUCAAGGAAGAUCCAUCUUGGUGUGUCCUGAUCAGUUCUUGGUGCCUUGUCACCAUUGGUACCAUCCCAUCUUUGGAUGAUACCCCUUCGCUAUUUGUUCGGGUCUUAUAUGAACAUUAUCGAGAUAAGGAAAGGGGGGAUCUGGCUGCAAGAAAGAUGUUACGAGAGGGCCUAGAUAGGAUCCUCCAAAAAGAGCUUCAUCCUCAACCCAAGGCAUCCCAGGUUUUGAUGGAUAUGGAUUCUGAUAGCGAGGAUAAUUCUUCUGAGUGGGAAGAUUCACCAUCUGUUGUUGUGAAGCAGGCUGAGUCCCAUGAUGUUUCAAAGCCUCACAAAUCAAAGCUUCAUAAGUUUUGGCUAGAGUGGGCAGAGGCUAUUCAGUUGUAUUUUUUCAAAUACCAGGACUUAACUCCAACUCAGCUUCAGCUUGCAGAAGCAAAGGCAGUUGACACUCUCGUUACGAUCUGCCUGAUAGGGGCUUCUACAUAUCAAUCUAAAUUUUGGCCAAUUGAGGUCAAGAAAUCUUCCCUCUACCAGCUACUCUGCACAAUCUGUGCACCAGAUACUGUGCUUGAGCUAUCUGCUGAUCAUCUUGCAGCAAGUUCAUGUAAAUAUCAAUGGGCAGCAAGUUUUGGUCUAAUGUUGCAUCAAUGGACCAAUUCAAGUGCUUUCAGAGACCCUCCACCAGAGCCCAAGUCCCUGAAAAAUACUGGUGGGCGGUUUCUUGAGCCAUUCCUGCUGCCAGUCAACCUUCAUGUGUUGGUUUUCUUCUGGAUGAGGCAGCAUUUAUUGCUGCAUGUAACACCUGGCUUUACACUACUCUUGAGAAGCAUGGGCAUAAGGAAAAUUGAUUUUGACCCUGCCAAGCUUUAUCACAAGAUCUUAUCUGAGGUGGUCUCUGAGACAAAAUUUGACCCUACUAAAUUCCAAUCUACUCAGUUGCGCUGCAUCAUUGAAGAGACCAUUGCAUCCAGGGCAUUUUUGAAAUGUAUACAGCGUGAGGCAUUUGGGAGGGAUACUAAAGUUCCAGAGCAGCUUCAGAAGAAUAUUUCUUCUGAACAUCAGAGAUGUAACCCAUCCCGCUCUGUUCGAGACUCUGCUCCUCCACAGUCUGAAUCUCCACCACCUCCUCCUUCCAUUCCAGAUUCUUCUCACUCCACUUCCUACACUCGCUCAUCUUGUGAUCAAUGCUCAGCUCUACCUUCUUCUGAACACUGUGUCUUGCUUCUUAAUGUUAAAAGACGGACUGAUGUCCAAGACCUGUUUGAAUCCUUGGUCACCUGUGCCCCUUCUGAUGACUGUCUUCCCCUUAAUCUCAAGGAGGGUCAAGCAGAUGACCCUCACUAUGUGCACCCUCACAAUGAUUUGCAUCUGCAAUGUAUGGCAUUCCGUCCUGAAGUAUAUGCUUGCUGCAAGCGCGACAUUGUACAAAUGAUUGAUGUUGAAACUGGUAAAUGUGUUGGAGGUGUUAUCUUUAAUGCCUUCAAUGAUGCCAGCCUUCAAGAGAUGUGUGAAAAUCACAAAGCUAUUGUACACAAUCCUAGUGUACAACAAGGUGAGGUUUUUCAGAAAUGGGCUUACACAGGUAAAAUGGUGCCUGUUGGAUCACGGCUAGCCAAGGGUGGCCGUCGUGGUGAUGGGUAUAGCACAUACCCCCUUUUAUGUGGUGACUCUGAAGAGCAUAUUCAUCCUAUAUUUCGUCAUGCACGUGAUGCUGGUGCACUUCUUCAAAGUGUGAAGUAUGCUGCUCCUCAUGUAGCCAAGGAUAUCAAGGAGAAGAGUGCAGCUGCUGAAAUGAAUCGUCUUGGUACCAGUGGUGCCAAUAUUUUCUACUGCUCCAAUUAUCUUAGCCCUCAGCACUUUGACCAUGAUGCCUCCUGGUCCAUUUGUUCUCAAUUGGACAAGGCAGGAACUGCUGAUGAGUGGAACUUUUGUUACACUGAAUGGGGUGCAUACAUGCAAACUCGAGCAAAUACAGUUUGGUGGUUUGAUUCCAGCCACCUUCAUGGCACCAUGGCACCAGCUGCCUCUGUUAUUCAGCAAGCAAAGCACCUUCGUGGAGGUGCCUUGUCUACAGGAAACCAUCUUACUGCAAGGAAAAGGGAUAUGCUAAGGGCUCGUGCAAUUGCAGGCAUGCGUAGGCGAGUUGCACAAAGGGAGCAGUGGUGGGAAGAUGUUGUUAUAUGA